Triticum aestivum (bread wheat) is the source of this 1806-nucleotide messenger RNA. RefSeq names its product UPF0481 protein At3g47200-like. The transcript is spliced from 2 exons. The record is from RefSeq and is a predicted model, not a curated record. Lineage: Eukaryota; Viridiplantae; Streptophyta; Magnoliopsida; Poales; Poaceae. The coding region runs from base 1 to 1806 and encodes 601 amino acids.
AUGGCCACUGCCACUCGCCAAUUGCUGCCACCAAGCCAAGCCAUGCCGGCGGCGGCACUCCCAGACCCACCGAGAGAGAUCCUGCAGAUUGCUAGCUCCACCUUGCCGGCCACCACGGGCAUCGUUGCAGUUGGUGCUGCGUCAUCCGUCACGGCAGGCGGUAGCCACACCGGCGCCACCCCGGCGCAACCGUCUCCUGCCGCCGCUGGCGUGAACUCGAGCCUCCCGGCCAACAACAACUUGCGGCCUGGAGCCGUCCCGGUGCAAGAAGCCGUUGCUUCCUCGGCUGGGCCAGCAGGUUCGGUCGUCGCCGGGGCCAACGGCCUCCCAACCCCGGCGCAAGAAAGUACGCCAGCAGCGUCGUCGUCGUCGAUCACUGCUUCAGACGCCAAGGCCGCGUUGAGCUGGUCCCUGGUUAAGCCGCCGACCAACGCAGGCACGGCGCCUGCGGCCGGACAGGCAGCCGGGUCGAAAUGGGACACGCUUCUCUCCAAAAUCGUCAAGGACACGGGGCUCCCGGACCCGGAGAAGGUCGACGGGUGCAUCUGGCGCGCGGAGGUCGCGUCCCUGCCGCCCGGAGCGUGCACCCCCGUGGUGGUGGCCCUCGGCCCGCUGUUCCCCGCGGAUCAGGCGCAGCAGGGGAUGGAGGAGACCAAGUGGAAGUACGUGCAGAACCUGAUCCGCCGUGGGCACCGCAAGGAAGACGCCAAGAACAAGCUCACGGAGUACCUCACCCACAUCAACGCGAUGGAGGUCCGCAUCCGGCAGCGCUACGACCCGUCCGAGCUACAGAUCUCCAAUGAGAAGCUGGUGGAGAGGAUGGUGGUGGACGGCCUCUUCGUCAUCGAGGUCCUGAUGAACCACUGGGUGGGGAAGAUCGACAAGGGGUCGGCCUCGCCGGAGGCGACGGAGUUCACCCCGCUUAAUGUCCGAUGGGAGCCGUACGCGCUCCGGUUCGACCUUGUGGCCGUCCCGAACCAGAUCCCCUUCUUCGUGCUCGAGGAGCUAUUCAAGAUGACCGACAUCCCCGAGCUCGGCGAGCUCGAGAAGAAACCCGUCAAGCUCAAACAGAUCAUACUCGACUACCUCGUCGGCGACGCGGGCGACGACAUGCUCGCUGCUUACGAGGGCCGCCCCGUGUUCCACAUCCUGCAUCUCGUGUAUCUGUACCUGACAUUCUCCAAGGAAGAGCCCAAGGUGUCGGCCCUGCAGCCGAAGCGGCCGGUGACGCGGUCGUCGUCGCUCGACACGGCCUUGGGCAAGCUGAAGCAAAGGGGCAUGGAUCUUCGCGCGCUUUACAGACGCACCGUCACGCGGUCCUCGAGCCUGCCGGUGGGGUGGAUGCAGUGGAAGGUGAUCCCGCCAUUGCGCGAGCUCGUCCGGGUGGGCGUGAAGGUGAAGCGCGCGGAGACGCCCCGGUUCGCGGAGGUCAGGUUCAGGAACGGGGUGCUGGAGAUCCCGGCCUUCGCGUGGCGGCGCUACCACAUCCGGCUGCUCACCAACCUGGUGGUGCUGGAGAUGUCCGGCUGGUGGCCGCCCGAGAAGCGGGUCUUCUGCAGCUACGUGAGGUUCAUGGCGGAGCUCAUGAUGAAGAAGGAGGACGCCGCGAUUCUCUUCAAGAAGGGCGUCGUCCAGGAGAACAACAUCGACGACGUCGAGAAGAGCCUGAUCUACCCGUUCCUCAUCCUCGCCGACUACAGCCACGGCUCCAAGUACGUGGGCCACUUCGACGGCCUCGUCCGCGACAUGGUCCGCUGCUACGAGCGGUGGAGCAAGGUUGGCCCCGUGCCAAGCAGCGCCCAGUGA